Molecule: messenger RNA, 1311 nt
Organism: Penicillium canescens
Lineage: Eukaryota; Fungi; Ascomycota; Eurotiomycetes; Eurotiales; Aspergillaceae
Product: glycoside hydrolase family 27 protein
Exons: 7
Coding region: 1-1311 (436 amino acids)
Biological process (GO): carbohydrate metabolic process
Molecular function (GO): hydrolase activity, hydrolyzing O-glycosyl compounds
Source: RefSeq, a predicted model, not a curated record
AUGCUAGGAUCCUUGUCUCUCGCUAUUGCGCUGCCUUUGCUUCCAUCAGCAAAUGCUCUCGUUAGGAAGGAUGGUGUUGGUAAACUCCCAGCCCUAGGCUGGAACUCGUGGAAUGCAUUUGGUUGUGAUAUCGAUUCGACUAAAAUCCUCACGGCUGCGAAUGAGAUAGUUAAUCUGGGCUUAAAGGAUCGGGGAUAUGAAUAUGUGAAUAUCGAUGACUGCUGGAGUAUCAAAGAUGCACGAAACACAACUGACCAACGUAUUAUUCCUGACCCAUCCAAGUUCCCAGAUGGUAUCUCUGGUCUUGCAGACCAGGUUCAUGAUCUGGGGCUAAAGAUUGGAAUUUACAGUAGUGCGGGCGAAACUACUUGUGCUGGUUAUCCAGCUAGUCUAGGCUAUGAGACCGUCGAUGCACAAUCCUUCGCGGAAUGGGGAAUUGACUACCUCAAAUACGACAACUGUGGUGUCCCCUCAAGCUGGAAAGACACUUACACAUAUUGUGUCCCCGACGGCGAUGGCAAUUACCCAAAUGGCACCUGCCCCGAUCUCCAUGAUCCCGCGCCGGAGGGAUACGACUGGACGCAGUCCAAGACGUACACUCGCUACGUGGCUAUGCGUGAUGCACUGCUGAACGUUGACCGGACGAUCUUUUAUUCACUUUGUGAUUGGGGCCAAGCGGAUGUUAAUUCCUGGGGAAAUAAGACCGGGAAUUCGUGGCGGAUGUCUGGUGAUAUUACCGCGGACUGGGAUCGUAUUUCUGAGAUUGCAAAUGAGAAUAGCUUCCUUAUGAACUACGUCAAUUUUUGGGGUCAUCCAGACCCGGAUAUGUUGGAGGUUGGGAAUGGUAAACUUACUCUUGCGGAGAAUAAGGCUCAUUUUGCCCUUUGGGCGGUUAUGAAGUCUCCGCUUAUUAUUGGAACUGCGCUUGACUCGAUCAGUGAUGAGCAUCUGGCUAUUCUGAAAAACAAGUAUCUGCUUGACUUCCACCAGGAUCCUAUUGUUGGAAGUCCAGCUCGUCCUUAUAAAUGGGGGUAUAACCCUGACUGGACGUUCGACCCUGCUCAUCCUGCGGAGUAUUGGUCUGGUGCUUCAUCUACGCUUGAGGGUACAUUGGUUCUUAUGUUCAACUCUGAGAGUGGGACUUCUACUCGUACUGCGGUGUGGAAGGAAGUCCCUGAGCUGAAGGGCCAUGACGCGUACCACGUUAUUGAUGCUUGGACGGGUAAGGAUUUGGGUUGCGUGAAGAAGAAGCAUAGUGCUUCUUUGCAGAGCCACGAUGUGGCUGUGCUGGUGGUGAAGGGGAAAUGUUAG